AUGGUUGAUUAUUACCGUUUGAUUUCUCAAAAACUUUCUAUUGAACAUGUUUUUAAUAACAUAACGACCAAGAAAAGCAAGCAACAGCGAGCACAAAUCAUAUCCAUAGAGAGAGACGGCGCACAAUCAGUGAAUGCUGCGAAUCUCAUAGCUUCCUGGAUUCCUCUUCCCGCAACAACAACAAAGAUCUGCUUACGCGUUGUUUCUGAUCUUAGCCUGCUCCGUUUGAAUACAUGUGAGUGCAGAAGAACUUCAAUCGCACUCGUAAAUCUUGUUGUCUUCUCAGGCUUUCGAGAUGCCGAUCUCAGGACUGCAUCACUGGUAUACCUUCUGACACAUGUUGUCUGGCUUAUGCUUUUUGUCACACUCACAGUUGCAGGUGGACUCUUGUUUCUGUCUGUGGAUGGUCCUCAUGGAAAGCAUGUUGAAGAGCUUCUUGAAUAUGCAAGGUUUGGACUGUGGUGGGUAGCUCUUGGUGUUGCUUCUUCCAUUGGUCUUGGUUCUGGGUUGCACACUUUUGUUCUAUAUCUGGGUCCCCACAUUGCUUUCUUCACUAUAAAAGCAAUGCAGUGUGGUCGAGUGGAUCUUAAAAGUGCUGUUUAUGAUACAAUACAGUUAAACAGAAGCCCUACAUGGCUUCAAAAAGAUUGUUCAGAGUUUGGGCCUCCAUUGUUUUCAUCCUCUCAAGGUGUUCAGGUUCCACUCAGCAGCAUUUUGCCACAAGUACAAGUAGAAGCUAUUCUUUGGGGCCUUGGAACUGCAUUAGGAGAGCUACCUCCAUAUUUCAUUUCUAGAGCAGCAAGUAUCUCGGGUGACAAAAUGGAUGUGACAGAAGAACUGGAUGCUUCCUCAUCAGAGAAUAACGGAGUUGCUUCAAAUUUAAAUCACAUGAAGCGUUGGUUCCUAUCACAUGCACAAUAUUUGAACUUUUUUACAAUUCUUGUGCUUGCUUCGGUGCCAAAUCCUCUGUUUGACCUUGCUGGCAUUAUGUGUGGGCAAUUUGGGAUUCCAUUUUGGAAGUUUUUUCUUGCAACCCUAAUUGGAAAGGCAAUUGUAAAAACUCACAUUCAGACAGUAUUCAUCAUCUCAGUGUGCAACAAUCAACUUCUUGAUUGGAUAGAAAAUGAAUUGAUAUGGAUGCUUAGCUUCAUCCCUGGUGUGGCUUCUGCCCUUCCCACCAUUGUAGCUAAACUGCAUGCAAUGAAGGAGAAAUACAUGGCUGCCCCUCUCCCUGUCACAUCAAACAUCAAGGUGAAAUCAUGGGAUCUAUCGUUUGCUUCAGUUUGGAAUUCUAUUGUGUGGUUAAUGCUGUUGAACUUCUUUGUGAAGAUUGUGAACUCAACUGCACAGAGAAAUGAUCUAUAG
Messenger RNA from Lactuca saligna, 1365 nucleotides. The record is from the annotation of a GenBank genome assembly. Lineage: Eukaryota; Viridiplantae; Streptophyta; Magnoliopsida; Asterales; Asteraceae.